AUGCCUACAAUCCUCACGGCCCAAGGCUGGGUGAAGGUUGCCGAAUCUCCCACGAAACGACGAACUGUCGCCAUCGAUCCAGCAGAAAACCUCAAAGGUCCCCUCGCAUACUUCAGCUGCAAACGCACACCUCCCAAAGUCUUCCCAGGCGUACUGCAUCUACCGACUGGUGGGAAAGGAACAGGCGCAGUCAAAGGGCCAAGAGAAGCAUUUCCAUACGAUCUCAAUGCCAGCCCGGAGAAAUUGCGUGCCCAAGGCCGACUGAAGCACAACAGCCAGAUCGAUAAAGUCAAGAUUGGCGGCAAGAACCGAACGGUCUCAGCACCCAUGCCAGUAAUGCAUAUGGACGACUGCGACGACGCACACGCAUACUACAGCGACGAGGACGGCGCAGCGGAAGCUGGAGCCGUUGUGCCUCCUCCAAGAAGCUCACGACGCAGAGAAUCUCCUGUCCGAUCAUCUUCACCAUCACCCUCAUCCGCAGCCAUAGCGGCAGCAAGAGCCGCAACAAACAAUCCCCGUUCCAGCCGACACACGGACGAUGAUUCAAAGCCUCACAGCAGACACCACCACCAUAAAUCCCGCCAUCAUCAUCACCACGACGACGCGUCUAGCGUCUCCUCCCGCUCGACGGCGUCCUCGACCUCUUCCUAUCACUCACAUCACUCCCACGAGCGUGCGAGACCUGUCCAGGCCGCCCCGCAGCCGAUCAUCAUGUAUGCCACUGCGCCGCCGCCCAUGCCGAGCUCGUAUUAUAAUAACCCAUAUGAUUCAGGCCCGAGGCAUGCACAUGCACGUGCGCCGCCGAGCACUGGCGGCAGCAGUGCUAGGAGCAUGAGUUAUAGUUGGUAUAACGCUACCACGCCGCUAAAUCUGUGA
Messenger RNA from Exophiala bonariae, 879 nucleotides. RefSeq lists its product as uncharacterized. The record is from RefSeq and is a predicted model, not a curated record. Bases 1 to 879 code for a protein of 292 amino acids. The transcript has a single exon. Lineage: Eukaryota; Fungi; Ascomycota; Eurotiomycetes; Chaetothyriales; Herpotrichiellaceae.